This is a messenger RNA of Cucumis melo (muskmelon), 4194 nucleotides long. RefSeq names its product glutamate receptor 2.6-like. Gene Ontology annotation, cellular component: plasma membrane. The transcript is spliced from 4 exons. The coding region runs from base 1 to 4194 and encodes 1397 amino acids. Gene Ontology annotation, molecular function: signaling receptor activity; catalytic activity; ligand-gated monoatomic ion channel activity. The record is from RefSeq and is a predicted model, not a curated record. Lineage: Eukaryota; Viridiplantae; Streptophyta; Magnoliopsida; Cucurbitales; Cucurbitaceae.
AUGAAACUGCUUACUUGGAAUGCAAGAGGUUUAGGCUCCCCUUCUAAAAGAGCCAUAAUAAAAAAUACUAUAAUUUCAUACUCCCCCGACUUUGUGAUUCUGACUGAAACUAGGCUCAAGAUCACAAACAAGAGAAUCAUUAAAUCCCUUCGGCCCUCUAAUAGCAUUAACUGGAUUGCUAAAAAUGCUUUGGAUAGUUCUGGUGGAAUUUUAAUCCUUUGGGAUGCUCAUAUUCAUUCUCUUUUAAGUCACGAGGAAGGGCUUUUUAGCCUAUCAGCCAACUUCUUGUUCAACAACAAUCUGUCCUGGUGGCUAACAGGUCUUUACGGUCCAGUUAAAAGGAGGGAAAGAGUUCUUUUUUGGACUGAUCUUCAUAAUCUUCAACAUCUUAAUUCAUUCCCAUGGAUUUUAGGAGGUGAUCUUAAUGUUACCAGAUUGAGAGAGGAAUCAACGUCAAUUUCCAGCUCUACCCACAGCUCCAGAAUGUUGAACAACUUCAUCAACAAUAACCUUCUGCUUGAUCCCCCUCUCAUAAACAAUAGAUUCACUUGGUCAAAUCUACGGAAUCCUCCUACUUUUUCUCGAAUCGAUAGAUUCCUUUACAAUUCUUCUUGGGAAAGCCUCUUCAGUCCCCACACAACUAGGACCCUCCCAAGAUCUACUUCAGACCAUUUUCCUCUGGUUUGUGAAGAUUCCAACCCCAAGCUCAGGUGGGGUCCAGUCCCUUUCCGUUUAAACUCCAUAGCCCUUACUGAUCCAGAUUUCAAAAGAAACAUGGGAAGAUGGUGGGAAAAUUCGAUCCAAGAUGGUCACCCUGGAUACUCCUUCAUACAAAGGCUAAAGUCUUUAGCUAAUUUUAUCAAACCUUGGCAAAAGGAGAAGCUAAACUCUUUCGCCUUUGCUAAAGAUAGUAUUAUUAGGGAAGUGGACUCUAUUGACAAGAAGGAAUUGGAUACUCCUUUGUCUCAAGAAGAAAGUGAUCGUCGUCUAGCUCUUAAAGCUGAUCUCAGCGAGCUAUCUCUCAAGGAGUCCCAAUUCUGGUACCAAAGGGCCAAAAAGCUUUGGCUUAGAGAGGGAGAUGAAAACUCCUCCUUCUUCCAUAGAAUUUGCACAGCAAGACAAAAGAGAAAUUUUAUUCAAGAAAUCCAGGAUGAAGAAGGUUUGAUUCAAAAUACAAACGACAGCAUAUCAUCAGCUUUUAUAAAAUUCUUUUCAAGGAUUUAUAGAGGUCCCACAAAAAGUGAUCCUUUUUUUAUAGACAAUCUAGAUUGGAAUCCGAUUGAGCAUUCUGAGGGGUUAAACCUUUGUGCCCCUUUUUUGGAAGAUGAGAUUAAAGGGGUCAUAAACUCUUUAGAUGGAAAGAAGACCCCUGGUCCAGAUGGUUUCCCUAUCUCCUUCUUCAAAUCCUAUUGGUAUCUUCUAAAAGAAGAUAUCAUGGACAUUUUCAAGGACUUUUAUGACAAAGGUGUUAUCAACAAGAAUAUGAACAACACCUACAUCGCUUUGAUCCCAAAAAAGAAGGAUUAUUCUAAUCCUAAAGACUUUAGACCAAUCAGCCUAACAACGUCCAUUUAUAAGAUCAUUGCUAAAACCCUUUCAAACAGGUUAAAGACCUCCCUUCCUGAUACCAUCUCAGGAAACCAGCUAGCUUUUGUCAAGAAUCGCCAAAUUACUGAUGCUAUCCUAAUGGCAAAUGAAGCUGUGGAUUUCUGGAAGGUGAAGAAGAUUAAGGGUUUUAUUUUGAAGCUUGACAUUGAGAAGGCUUUUGACAAUUUAAAUUGGGAUUUCAUCGAUUUUGUCCUGGAGAAAAAGAAUUUUCCUAUCCUUUGGAGAAAAUGGAUAAGAGGAUGCAUAAGCAAUGUCACUUACUCAAUUAUUGUCAAUGGAAGACCCCAAGGUCGUAUUAAAGCCAACAGAGGUCUUAGACAAGCUUUGGAACUGAUUACGAAAGGAGGAGUCAAAGCGGUAAUUAUUAUUGGAUCAUCGAGAAAGCAAGAUUUGAUUGUCAAUAUCUCCGACCAUGAAAUUCCUAUAAUUUCCAUCUCAAAUAAUCCCCAAUUAUUAGUAAACCCUCUCAAAAUCCCUUCUUUGAUUCAAAUAUCAAACACUAAUCCCAACCAUCAUCACAUCCAAUGCAUUUCUUCAAUUUUGACCCAUCUUCACUUCCACCAAAAAGUCUCAGUCUUUUAUGAAUUAAACUCUUCGACCGACGUCUCACCCCAUCGUCUCUUCCAUUCGUUUCAAUCGGUCAAUAUAGAGAUCGAUCACCUUCUGGCCUUACCUCCCUCCUCCAAUAUCAUUCAAGCAGAAAUAUUAAUUGAAAAGGAAUUGAAAAGGCUUUUGAACAGCCAAAGCAAUAGGGUUUUUAUAAUUACACAACUUUCUCUACAGUUGGUUGAUCUUCUUCUUACAAAAGCAAAGAAAAUGAACAUGGUUGGAAAUGGGUAUACUUGGAUUAUCUCACAUGAAGUUUUUGACCUCAUUUCCUCUUUAGAUUCUUCUUCUUCUUCUUCUCUUUUGAACAAAAUGGAAGGGGUUAUUGGGUUACAAACAUAUUUCAAUGACACCAAAAAGUCCUUCAAAAGCUUUGAAACAAAAUUUAAGAAGUUUUACAAAUUAGAAUAUCCACAAGAAGAAGAGCCAACAAAAGUAAGUAUUUUUGCCAUUCAAGCUUAUGAUGCAGCUCAUGCAAUCACUAGAGCCAUGGAAAAUUUAAGGUCAAGUGAUCAUGAACUAAUGGAGAAAAUUUUGAAAAUCAAUUUUAAAGGGGUGAGUGGAAUAAUGGUGAGAUUUUCCAAGAAUCAUAAUAAUAAUAAUGAGAUGUUAAUAUCUUCUCAAUCAUCGCCAAGUUUCAAAAUCAUUAAAGUGGUGGAUCACACCUAUAAAGAAGUGGCUUUUUGGACACCCAAAUUAGGUUUUGUUGAGAAGUAUGUGAGGGUUAGUAAAAAUUAUUAUAAGAGAAGUUUGUCAGAAAUGAGGGUUUCCAAAUCAGAAAAAAGUAGUAACGGAGAAAGAAAGCUGACAUUUGUUGUUCCAAGGCAAGGAGCUUGUCAAGAAUUUGUAAAUGUGAGCUACUAUUCCAAUGGCACAGUACAAAAUAUCACUGGAUUUUCUGUUGAUGUGUUUAGGGCUGUUAUGAAUAAUAUUAAAGACAUAUCGUCCUACGAAUUGCAUCCAUUUCAUCAUCAAUCAUAUGACCGCAUGAUUGAUGCAGUCUCCAAUAAGAAAUUCGAUGGAGCAGUGGGGGACAUUACAAUAUUGGCAAGAAGAUUUAAAAGUGUUGAUUUCACAGUGGCAUAUUUAAAGACGGACAUUGUGAUGGUUGUAACCGAAAAGCAAGAGAAGUGGAAAAGACUUUGGGCUUUCAUGGACGCUUUUCAAUAUCCAGUUUGGAUCAUCUUACCCACAAUGCAUAUUUUCAUCUCCUUCGUUAUUUGGCUAACUGAAUUUCCAAAUAACCAGGACUUGAGGAGUUUUGGAAACAUGUUAUGGUUUUCUGUUUCAGUCAUCUUUCACGUCCACAGAGAGCAAGUGAGGAGUGGGUUGACUCGCCUAAUGUUGGGACCAUGGCUGUUCACGAUGCUUGUCGUCACAACGAGUUUCUCGGCGAGUUUAACAUCAUUGAUGACAAACUCGUGGUCUCAACCAUCGGUGCCCGAUGUCGAAACGCUAAAGCAGACGAUGCCAAACGCCACGGUUGGGUGCAACGCGGAAUCAUUCAUAUACGAUUACCUCACCACUACCUUAGAAUUUGACAAGUCAAGAGUUAAGACGAUGAAAUCAAUAGACGAUUAUCCAGAGGCAUUAAAGAAUGGUAGCAUUAGUGCUGCAUUCUUUAUAAGCCCACAUGCAAACAUUUUCUUGGCAAAAAAUCGCAAAGGCUACACCAAAGCUGUUUCAUCUUUCAAGCUCGGUGGGAUGGGGUUUGCUUUUCCUAAGGGAUCAGAGCUUGCAAUGAAGGUUUCUAGAUCCAUUGCGGAAUUAACUCUUGCAAAUAAUAUAUCAACAAUGGAAAAAAACUUGCUGGACUCUUUUACAUGCUCUUCAUGCAAGAUAGAGAAUGGGCUGGGCUUAGGGCCUGAGCCUUUCUUGGGCUUAUUCGCAAUUUGUGGAUCUAUUGCUUUCUUGGCCUUGAUGUAUAUGGGCCUACAACUAUUGGUUUCACACAAGAAAGAUUUAAAUUUAGAAAAGUGA